AUGGUCUCCAUAGAAGAAGAAGACGAAGAAGAAGAAGAAGAGAAAGAAGAAGAAUUAACGACGACUGAAGCGAUGUCUGAAAAGAUGUGCGAAGAGUUGGAAGCGAUGCAGUCUUUGACGCACGAGGAGAUCGUGGAGAAAAUACUCGCGGUGACAAAGAAAAGCGAGAACGACGACGACGAAGAAUUGGAGAACGACGACGUACUGAACGACGCAGACGACGACGACGAUUUAACCGGCCACGAGGGGACAAAGUUCGCGAUGAUUAUCGCGCAAGGCAUGAGAGCGUCUCUGGCGAGACAACGAGUGAAGAAGGAAAUCGAGCGGAGAGAUAAAGAGGGAGACAAAGAAGAAGUCUCGGCUUCGGACGAAACGUUUCUACGAAAGCUGAGGAAAAAAGUGUACCAGAACUGGAAACCGGACAUGCCGUCGUUACAGAGAGACGUGGACGAACAAGAGGAAAGGAAUCAAAUGUUGGAGCGAAGGAAAGAAAAAGCGAAAGAGAAAGAGCGAAGCGUCGAAACGCAUCAACGAGGCGCAUUGUUGAAAGCUUUACCGAACGACGGGAAAUCGAUUCAGAGGAAGAAAGAAGGGACGAAGAUGAAGAAGCGAGACCCGGAGGCGCAAGGCGGCGCGUUUGAGAGAAGGAAGAUGCACGAGGAAGGCGCCGGGUUGUUUGUGGCACCGAUGAUGCCAGAAAAGGCGAACAGAGAAGUCGCGAAGACGACGCGGAAAAGCGCCGGGAAAGGGUGGUUCGAUUUACCCGCCGCGGAGUACACUCCGGAGUUGAAGAGGGACAUGCGAACGUUGAAGUUGCGAGGCGCGUUCGACCCCAAAAGGUUUUAUAAAAACGCGGACACCAGGAAGCUCCCGACGCACUUUUCCAUAGGCACGGUCGUCGAAGCCGCGCAAGAUUUCCACUCCGCGCGCUUGACGAAGAAAGAGAAAGGGAGGACGUUCGCGGAGGAAAUCGCGAAGGACCAAACGAUUAAAAAAGCGAGAACGACUCGGUUCACCAAGGUCCAAAACGAAAAGAAAGGUUCCGGAGGAGAUAAGAGGAAAAGCAACACUAAUAGCAACGCUAGUCGUAGGAAGAAGUAA
Bathycoccus prasinos is the source of this 1101-nucleotide messenger RNA. RefSeq lists its product with no specific name. Bases 1 to 1101 code for a protein of 366 amino acids. The transcript has a single exon. NCBI's taxonomy places the organism in Eukaryota, Viridiplantae, Chlorophyta, Mamiellophyceae, Mamiellales, Bathycoccaceae. The record is from RefSeq and is a predicted model, not a curated record. Gene Ontology annotation, cellular component: nucleolus. Gene Ontology annotation, biological process: RNA processing. Gene Ontology annotation, molecular function: RNA binding.